This is a messenger RNA of Ceraceosorus bombacis, 609 nucleotides long. NCBI's taxonomy places the organism in Eukaryota, Fungi, Basidiomycota, Exobasidiomycetes, Ceraceosorales, Ceraceosoraceae. The record is from the annotation of a GenBank genome assembly.
AUGACGCUGGACACCACCAAGAAGGAUGCGGGUGCGCCUUCCUUGGCUGAUGGUAGCGAAGCGGGCAGCAGCAGCAGCAGCAGCGCCAUUGCUGCAACAGGCUCAAACGGUCCAAACGCCGUUCCACCAUCCUACGAGGACUCGGUAGCGGCAGGUCAACGCGAUGCUGCUGCUCCUCUUCUUGCCGCUCAUCCAGGCUACGGCGCUUCGCCUUAUCAGCCAUCCCACACUGCCAGGAUCGUGAUACUGACGCCCAAUCAAGGGAGACCUCCACCAGGAGCUAUUCGAGUCGCGCACAUCGACGGCGUGAGACCCACGCAUCCACACGCUGCCACUCCUGCCGCACAAAGCAGCGGCAGAAGAGCCAGACCCGUGACUCGCUUCUUGGCAGCCUUGUUCUGGGCUUGGAUGCUCUAUCUCACCCUUUGUCUCGUGGUCGCUGCCAUCAUAGAAGCUGCGGAGAGGAACAACAAAAGACAUGAGAAACCGGGAAAGAGACCGGAAGGUGAUCAGCCUGGACUUCCUCCGCUGCCACCGCCUGAGACGCAACCCCCGCAUCGACACUUUGAGACGACGCUACAGGCCGUCUAUAAGCAGCUCAACCUCUAG